AUGGCCACACCUGCCUCGCGAACUCAAGUACUAUCGCUCUACCGCGACUUUAUUCGAUACGGAAACAAACUUUCCUCUUACAACUUUCGAUCCUACGCCGUUCGACGGUCAAGAGAUGCUUUCCGUGCCCAUGCUGACGAAUCCGAUGCCACCAAGAUCGCUUCUUUGAUCAACAGAGGCAAGCAAGAUCUCGAAGUUGUCAAGCGCCAGGCUAUCAUCAGCACCUUGUACUCCAGUGGACAAAAGCUCGUUAUUGAGAAGCCCGUUGCCCCAAGAAGUGCUUAA
Zychaea mexicana is the source of this 285-nucleotide messenger RNA. RefSeq lists its product as uncharacterized. The transcript has a single exon. Gene Ontology annotation, biological process: iron-sulfur cluster assembly. NCBI's taxonomy places the organism in Eukaryota, Fungi, Mucoromycota, Mucoromycetes, Mucorales, Lichtheimiaceae. Gene Ontology annotation, cellular component: L-cysteine desulfurase complex; mitochondrion. The coding region runs from base 1 to 285 and encodes 94 amino acids. The record is from RefSeq and is a predicted model, not a curated record.